This is a messenger RNA of Dermacentor andersoni, 549 nucleotides long. NCBI's taxonomy places the organism in Eukaryota, Metazoa, Arthropoda, Arachnida, Ixodida, Ixodidae. The record is from RefSeq and is a predicted model, not a curated record.
AUGAUUGGUGCCGACACUACGUCCUCCCGCACGGAUGUGACCACCUCGCCCGAGGCAAGUCCUGUCCGCCCGGAGAGCCCCUCGCUUUCGUCGCCGGCGGCCUGCUCGUCGCCUCCGUACAACAACGCCGAGGCCACCGCACCUGCGGCGGAGGAGAGCUCGCGCUCGGCGGUGGUGGCUGCUCCCGUUGAUGACGACGAUCCAGCCGACGGCCCCUCGUCCUGCGACGGCCGGCCGAGUGCUCCCACCCCUACCGCAGCUCCUGAGGGAACAGGGGAACACAACAUCAGCAACUCUCCACUGCCGCUCGCGGCUGCCGAGGACGCCCAAGCCUGCCUGCCUCCAGCGGUGCAGCCAAAAAAUGCCGCAAGAAGGAGACGCCGCUUCCGACGGUUCGUCGACUUCGAGCCGCACACCUCACCCGUUGACGGCGGUGUCGCUCAUGAUACAACGUCACGGUUCUCUACCGGCCCAUCGAGCGCAAAGCGACUUUCCUGGCCCUCUCGCGGGACAGUAUCGCCGCUCAGCUGUGCUCUGUGCCAGGCGUGA